Messenger RNA from Clonostachys rhizophaga, 4536 nucleotides. The record is from the annotation of a GenBank genome assembly. Lineage: Eukaryota; Fungi; Ascomycota; Sordariomycetes; Hypocreales; Bionectriaceae.
AUGUACACAACCCCUCAGAGGCAUCCGGGCGACACCCAGCGGCAGUACUCGGUCCCGCCGCCUCCGUCCAUGUCGCCGCCGAUGGCUGGAAACCAGAUGAACAACAUGAUGCCCCUGCCACCGCCGCCCCCUCGAUAUACUGUUGCAACAGGUGUCCCAGGAACACAGGGCCAUAUGAUACCUCCUCCUCCCCCUCCUCCUCUCAGCGCUUCCAGUCAGCAAGCAUGGUUUAGCAGUGGAUAUGUUCGCAUGAAUGAUAACCGCUUCCCGCCGCCGCCGCCUCCCCUGGGCCAGAAACAGCUGCAAACGUACAAUCCUAGGGAUCAUGCGCAAUAUCCUACAGCACAGAUCGUGUCUGUACCGCCGCCCGUAGCGCCGGCACCCCUGACCAGUGCUACCUAUGUUCCCAGUGGUGAUACCUUCGGGGAAGGUGUUGGCAUUCCGGGGUUUGGCCUUGGCCCUGAUGACCUAUCAGCAUCGGCGGUGCCUCACUCCCCGAACUGGGCCUCCUAUGAAGGCACAGAUACACUGGGAACAAUGGGCACGCUAGGCACGCUGGGGACGUUGGAUAUGUAUGGGAAGACACCUCCUAUUACCGUGACGAUAUCAAACGAAUUAGCCGCCCAGUGGCCGUUGGAUACGGUUCUUAUCUGGCUGGCACACCACCAAUUUUCCAAGGAGUGGCAGGAAACCUUCAAAGCCCUUAAUCUUUACGGAUCGAAAUUUCUCGAAAUAGGGAUUCAUCAACAAAAUAGCCGUGGAUCUGCGAGUAUGAUGCACCAGUUGGUGUAUCCCAGGUUAAAUGAAGAAUGCGUUCGAAGCGGUUGUGCAUUUGACCAGGAGAAGGAAAGAAAAGAGGCAUCGCGAAUGAGGCGACUGAUCCGAUCGAUUGUUUCAUCCGGCAGGCCUGAUGGAUCCAAUACCACUCCUGGAUCAGGAUUCAGGGACUCUCAAGGAACAAGUAUUCCUAGCGAGGCCGGCGAUUCCCCUAUUACACCGGCUCACGCACACGGGCCUACCAUUCUCGAGAAACACGCACCUGGGCCCACCAUUCUCGAUAAGCCAGCAGGAAGUUUCUCGGAGAGCCGGCCGCAGCUCAAACCACCACAGAAUUUGGACUCCAGUGAUUUCCAUCGCCAAGUGUUCAAGAGCCUAGAUUCCGAACCUUCGUAUGGAAGUCCUAAAGGCGAUCAUGCAGAGUUUACUGGUAGUCCCUUCCAGCUGGGCACCACCUUAAUAUCUCCGUCACCAACCAAUACCGAAUUUCAUCAUCGUCGAGGACGUAAUAGCACCGACUCUACAUUUUCGGUGGGACAAGGAAACUCGGCCGACGCCUCAAGUUCAAAAGGUUUGAGCUUCCAGACAUCCGCAGGAAUCACCGAGCGUCCAAAACAAUCUCCUCUGGACUCGGCUGAACGACCUGCUGCAGGGGAAACCCCGGGCUGGCAGCAAGGCCUCACUAGGAUUUUUCGUACACGUGCCAAGACUCCAAAGGACGAACGAGAGUCACCUGGGGAGGGUGAUUCGCCAACAGAUCCAAUGAGUAGGGAUAGGGAUGACGCCGCUACCAUGAGCCGGCCUGGUGUUGCAACAACCAACACGAGCAACAACACAUUCACAAUUGUUAAGCGCACGAGGAUUUAUGUGUUGGUGACAAUGGAUUUCUGGAAUUAUCGCAUGUGUGAUGUCACUACCGCGUAUACCGCAGCCGACCUCCGCAGAGACAUCUGUGCCUCCCUUGGAUUGCACGAUAGCGAGAACUUCCGAAUUCAUCCAACCGAGCUGGGGAGAUUUGAGCACCUCACGCCUCUUGCCGACCAAGAACUCUUGACCUUGAAGCGCAACAAAGCUGAUACUAUUGGAACGCUCAAAUUCUUCGUUGCUCCGUUGAGCCAACCAAGCGGGAACUGGCGGCUCUCUAAUGGCUCCAACAAUAGCUCUAAUAAGGUCCCCCAUCCAACUACCCUUUCACCUGGUUAUCUUCCACCUGGUGUAUCUGUGGAGGAUAGCAAGAAUCCUCGUAACAGAUCAAAGCCAUCACCGGGGACAAACUUGACAGUUGACACCAGUCUGGGUAAGAAUGGUGAGGAGAGAAGGUCUCCUAGUGAGAGAAAGGAGGAGCAGCGGAGGAAGCAACAAGUGAAGGCAAGCCCGAGAUCGCCCGAAUCAGCGACAAGCAUCGUUGGGAAGCGGCACGUUGACUUCAAUCAACCGCGAACCUCGCCUUUCGAGGAAAAGAAACACGAUAUUAUGUUCCCGCAAAGGAGCCCCCCUGCUCCGCCUUCGGAUCCCUCUGCUACCCUGAUUAAAGCCAACUCUCUUUCAAAGCCCAAGGGCGCAAAUCGUCGGUCUGCAAACCGCAUCUCGGAUGGCUUUAUAACACCAAGAGUGCCAUAUGAGAAGAUGUUGGAGAAGGAUAAGAAAUAUAGACCAUUGCCGCCUAGCGCGAUGAAAAAGGACAUUGGUUCGAGCGGAUCGCCUGCAUUAGGAUCAUCGAAAUCUCCUGGAUUCGCAUCUCCGCAAAAGUCGGCGACAAAACCAGGUAAGAAAUACUGUCUGGCACAAGAGUUCAUGCAUCCAACGAUAUGGGUUGUAAAUUCACGGCGCUAUGGGCCCAAUGUGAUCGAGACUCGGAGGAGCGAACGUGGACGUCUCUUUUGUGGCUCAAAUUUUUUUUUCCAAAAGUGUGAUUUUGUGCUAAUUAUUGAAGUGACAGAAUUCCAACCCGCUGAUCACAAUUCUGGAUCAACAAGCGGGAGCCAGAGGAUAUUAACCCCGACAGCUGAUGAAAACAGCGAUCCGAUGCCCUGGGAAGAAUUCUCGGGAGGGUCCUUCGCAAAGACAAUAACCUCUCCAACUCCAGAGCCGGACGCCGAUGGUAGUGAUGAUUCUGACGACGGUCUGUUCGCGAUUAUGCCGAACAGAGGAAAUAAGGCACCUGCGAAGAAGCUUGGGCGGGCUCCAUCGAAACCAAAGACCCCCAAGUCCGCGCUGUUAGGCAACAGGGAACGAGAUAGGAAGACCCUGUCUGUUAACUUCAGCACCACGUCCCCUAAAUCGCCUAAAUUCCGAGAUGGUGAUGGCGGCAGUGGUCGUCGUCCUCGCCCUUCUGAUGCCGAAAGGAAAAAGGGGAAGAGAGGAUCAUUUAUUGAGAUGGAGAAGGAUAUGGAUACAUGGGCUAACCGUCCUCCCACCGAUGCUCUGAUAAACAAUCUGGAUGACUUCUUCCCUAACCUUGAUCUUGAUGCCCCUGUUAUAGAGGAAACUGGGGAAGGAGGAAUGGCAGCGUCGCCUAUUACCCCUGACGACGAUGAUAUAGAGAGAAUUGACCAGGCCGACAAGAGGAGCCCAGCAUCGCCAACUGCUGGGCCAUCCUCAGCCAAAAACCCGGAAUCCGAUGGAGCGUUUGGACCUGGAAAGUCCUUCCUGGACAAUGACAGCGAUACUCUGGGCUCUGAUGAAUCAACACUCAAAGCAUUGGAGCGACCUAUGUCGAUGCAUAGCCAUAAGAAGUCUAAUAGUAAAGGGGACCGACGUUCCAUGGGAGGGCUUGGGCGGAAGAACACCAUUCGUGACAUUGCCAACAAACGGUAUACUCGAAACAUGCAAAAUUACGGAACGAACACGAGCAAGGCAACCGACAAGGAUAAGAUUAUGCGACGCAAGAGUACCAAGAUGUUUAACGCCAACAUUGUUCAGAUCAGGCCCGACGAGAUGCCAGCCAUACCUAUGCCACAAGAGCACGAGCCUAUGCCAAAGCGACAAACAACUUUCCGAUGGUUCAAGGGUCAGCUUAUUGGCAAGGGCACCUAUGGGCGAGUGUACUUGGGAAUGAAUGCGACCACUGGUGAGUUCUUGGCUGUAAAGGAGGUGGAGGUCAACUCUAGGGCGGCCGGUGGCGACAAGGAGAAGAUGCGAGAGAUGGUUGCAGCCCUUGAUCAGGAAAUCGACACCAUGCAGCAUCUGGAUCACAUGAAUAUUGUGCAGUACUUGGGUUGCGAGCGAAAGGAGACCAGCAUUAGCAUCUUCCUCGAGUACAUUUCUGGUGGUAGCAUCGGAUCGUGCCUACGCAAGCAUGGGAAAUUCGAGGAGUCUCUGGUCUCCUCGCUGACGCGCCAAACUCUGGCUGGAUUGGCGUACCUUCACCGAGAAGGCAUUCUGCAUCGGGAUCUCAAGGCAGACAAUAUUCUGCUUGAUCUCGAUGGCACCUGCAAGAUUAGUGAUUUUGGUAUCUCCAAGAAGACAGACAACAUCUAUGGCAACGACAAGACGAAUUCCAUGCAGGGUUCAGUCUUCUGGAUGGCGCCUGAAGUCAUUCGUUCGCAGGGUGAGGGCUACAGCGCCAAGGUUGAUAUUUGGAGUCUGGGAUGUGUAGUAUUGGAAAUGUUUGCUGGCCGCCGGCCCUGGGCAAAUGAAGAAGCCGUGGGUGCAAUCUACAAAAUCGCCAACGGAGAAACACCGCCGAUUCCCGAGGAGAUUCAGGAGACGAUUGGUCCACUGGCAGUCGCAUUCAUGAUGGACUGUUUCCAGGUGUAA